This is a messenger RNA of Fusarium fujikuroi IMI 58289, 369 nucleotides long. RefSeq lists its product as uncharacterized. The transcript has 3 exons. The coding region runs from base 1 to 369 and encodes 122 amino acids. NCBI's taxonomy places the organism in Eukaryota, Fungi, Ascomycota, Sordariomycetes, Hypocreales, Nectriaceae. The record is from RefSeq and is a predicted model, not a curated record.
AUGCGGGGGCAUGCUCGAGCCCGACCUUCCGGCAGACAGACACUCGGCACUCGGUCGAAGAAUCACGAUCCAGAUGUUGACUACAUCAUUCCCUUCAAGGGCCAGUGGCACCUGGCUCAUUUGGCUCCUGGUAUCGGAAAGACGUUCGAGAGUCACAACCAAGUGUACAGCUACGCGCUCACCUCAAACGACCUUCUUUUCACCGAUUCGUGGAUUCCUCUUGCUGGCGAUAUCUCAGGGGCCGCCAAGGGGCGUAAGCUUGUUCGGAGCUACCUCAUACUUCUCAUUAUUCAUCUCCAUAUUUGUGAGUUCUUGAGACAACAUUACCUUCUCUCGACUACCAGUGAGUACGCUGCGUCUCAGACAUGA